Onychostoma macrolepis is the source of this 1126-nucleotide messenger RNA. RefSeq lists its product as uncharacterized. The transcript has 5 exons. The record is from RefSeq and is a predicted model, not a curated record. Lineage: Eukaryota; Metazoa; Chordata; Actinopteri; Cypriniformes; Cyprinidae. Gene Ontology annotation, molecular function: protein binding. Bases 233 to 1108 code for a protein of 291 amino acids.
AAUUAAUGACAGAUUUUUAUUUUGGGUGAACAAACCCUUUAAUGGUCAUAAGUGUUGGAGGACACAUUGCACAAACAUUGUGAAUAGAGCUAAAGAUAAACUAAUCAUGAUUAACAAUUAACUGUACUACUUUUUAUCUGAAGCAAUAUAGAUAAAAGUACAAAGACAGUAAAUCAGGACACUAUAAAAAGAGCAUGAGGGGCUGUGGGGAUGACAGAACAAGAGCUAAAGAAUGAAGUGUUUGGUAUGUACACUGCUGCUGUUGGAAAGCUUUGUGCUUGCUGUACAGCAGCAGGUAGAUGGAGGACUCACUGAAAAUGAGAUCAGCCAACAGCUCAGCAAUGAGGACAGAAGACCGAAUCUGAUAGCUGAAGCUUCAACUGACAGCCAACAAUACUGCCAUGUGAGCUUCUCUGACAUCCAUGCAGCACUGAGAGAACUGACCACCACCGUUACAGAGCAGAAAGCCAACAUAAGAGCCUUAGAGACGCAACUGAGGGAACAACAGACAUUUAUCCUGGAAGAACUAAACAAAAAAAAUGAUGCCUUAGAGACGCAACUGAGGGAACAACAGACAUUCAUCCUGGAAGAGCUGAACAAGAGAAAUGAUGAAAUGUCAAAUCUUACUCAGAGUCAAGUGGAGGAGUUGAGAAAGGAAAAUAGAGACAGAGAGAUAGCGUUUUCAGCUUCACUAUUGCAAUCUGGAAACGGUGGAAAUGUCGGUCCUUUUACUACUGAAAUCACACUAACCUACAAGAACGUCUUCACAAACAUAGGGAACGCCUACAACCCAAUUACAGGUGUUUUCACAGCACCACUGAAAGGAGCGUACAUGUUCAGAAUCUCUGUCUAUGGUAAUACUGCUCUAUCAAAUCCAUCAACUAUUUACCUUAUGAAGAAUGAAGAGCAUGUGGUUAUAGCACAUGGAGAUCAGUCUCAGGGUGUAUUAAACUCCUCGAAUGGAGCUGUGUUGAUCCUGGAGGUUGGAGAUGUCGUCUAUGUGAGACUUUGGUCUGGCAGGAGAAUAUACGAUGAUGGCGAAAACCACAGCACAUUCAGCGGUUACCUGCUGUUUCCCUUAAGAGAACAGGAGCUUUGCAAAAUGUGAUUUCAAUUAUUCUGAACC